Molecule: messenger RNA, 388 nt
Organism: Dicrocoelium dendriticum
Lineage: Eukaryota; Metazoa; Platyhelminthes; Trematoda; Plagiorchiida; Dicrocoeliidae
Source: the annotation of a GenBank genome assembly
AUGGUUACUGGGUCAUUUGCCUCGAAUUUAGGACUUAAUGUAAUAAGGCCUAUAUGGCAGAUUCCCCUAGAAAUCCCGGCGGGCUCUCUUCUCUUUUUGGACGUGAUUCAAAGACUUCGCUCACUUUCCAUUCCAAACACAUCUUCCGCUUCAGACGACGCUUGCCGCUUGACUCGUUCUUUCCGACAAGCAGCAAGAUUAUUCUUUCUAUCCAUCACUGAUCGCGGUGCAGCUUCAAUAACAAUCGUACCGUGUAUCUGCUUGUACAAUGUUCCUUCACCCCUGAAUCUAAUUCGUAACUCUUGCACCAAAAAACCGUAUUACUGGCACCUUCUACCAUCGUCGUAUGGAUUUCGUCUAACGGUGACAAAUGCUUACACAGGACCGG